Sphaeroforma arctica JP610 is the source of this 1890-nucleotide messenger RNA. RefSeq lists its product as hypothetical. Bases 185 to 1663 code for a protein of 492 amino acids. The transcript has 7 exons. The record is from RefSeq and is a predicted model, not a curated record. Lineage: Eukaryota; Ichthyosporea; Ichthyophonida.
AUCGUAUAUUGUUCGAGUUCUGAUUAUUAGCGAUAACAGGGAGAUGAUGAUGUACUAUGAUUCCGACCAGGGUGACCUAGCACUCGAACGCUAUAUCAAUCCCAUGACCCUAACCAAUUCCCCUAUCCAACCCGUAUGCUAGGCUGGUUCAAAACUAGCGCACACAUCAACCAUACCGGAGCUGAUGGGCGAGACCAUACACGAAGUGCAGGUGGUUACCGAGCGGGCAUUCCUUCUAACUCGCCUUGCUUUCACGUUGCUCAAUUACAUGGGCGUAGGCUGGCGUUGGGUGACCAAAUUAUUCCAGAUGCUCACAUUUGUAGUGCUGCUUCUGCCAGCCUUCCUAGAGAUUCUCUUCUGGCUCUUGCGAGACGAUAAUGUGCUGUUAAAUGUGCGAUACGGGCCGGAGUCGAGAAAUUCGCUCGAUAUAUACAAGCCAACUGAGAAAGGGAAGGCCUUAUUGCCGAAAGAGAAGACCAAGAACGGCGUGCCGGUGAUUGUGUUCCUGUCGGGGGGUGCGUGGAUCAUCGGUUACAAGUGUUGGGGUGCGUUGAUGGGCAAAGAGUUUUCUGAGCACGGCGUGAUGUUUGUCACACCCGACUACCGCAACUUCCCACAGGGACGUAUAGUUGACAUGCUGGAGGAUGUCAAUGUGGCGAUUCGAUGGAUCUUCAAGAACAUUCACAGGUACGGAGGGGAUCCCAAUCAAAUCUUUCUCGUAGGGCAGAGUGCUGGAGCUCAUAUUGGAGCGCUCUGCUUACUCACGGAGGCGGAGCGGGAGCGGAGGCAUAAGCUGGCGAAGGAGGAGAGGUCCUUGAGCCGCACGUCUGAACCCAGCUAUACCGGUGCGGCUUAUCAGACCAAGCACAGCGAAGCCUCGGGUGUGUGGAAUGGGUAUCGCCAUGACUUCAGAGAGAAAGACGAUCGCCUGCGUUGGCGCGUGUCCAAGGUGAAGGGUUACAUUGGCAUCAGUGGUGCGUAUGAUCUGGCUGGUCUGGCCAACUAUCUGCACACUAGAGGACUGUAUCGCAGUGUGUUGUCGUCUAUACUGGCGCAUGAUAUGUCGUUCUACUCACCCGCGAGACGAGUGUUGCUGCCUCAGUUCAAUCCAGACCUGAAGUUGGCCAUCAAUUCAUUCAUCCCACCGAUCACUCUGUUCCACGGUACAGCUGACCAGAGUAUACCGUACUCAGCAACCACCGACUUCGCAUCCGCUCUGCGCACUGCCGGAAUUCAUGCGCAUGUUAAGUACUACGUGAACAAGUCACACACCGACCCUAUCAUAGAGGAUCCAAUAGGUGGAGGCUACGAUAAACUUGUUAUGGACAUAUUUUCCAUUGUCAUCAGCGGGGGUGAUCUGUGCAGAAAUAAUCCGUGUAUGCCCGAGAAAGAUUCGCCGAAAACACCGACUCGCACUGCCAAUGCGAGUUUCAAGGACUUGUCCGAGGCGGGCUCGAAGAAUGCUAUGCCAAGCACAUUGACGAGCGACCAUGAGAAGCAGAAUAUGCACCGGAUGGAGCAAGUUAUCGAAAAUCGACUCCAGACCGAUCGGCCUUCAAGCCCGUGUGCCAACGUAGACCCCACGCAGUUUGGGUUUGAGCCUACAGAGCCCAUGCUGCCGGAGUGGGUCAUAAACUACGCACGCGCUGUAAAUCCCUUCUGAUUCAGGACUGAAUCUAUACUGUUUUAUAGACGCAGAUCUGAUAUACGACACUAUAAAGAUACGUUGUACGUUCUUACGAAACAUUUAAAUGAUGUGCUUAGCGUACACCAGAUAUGUUUCAAUGCGGGGGAUUGAGCCCAUUGCACGUACUUCAUUAAUUAUCUAUGGACAGUACAAUUUUGGUUUGUGUUGUACCCAUCUAUUGAUAGCCUUAAUUUCACUCACUG